This is a messenger RNA of Aspergillus japonicus CBS 114.51, 450 nucleotides long. RefSeq lists its product as uncharacterized. The record is from RefSeq and is a predicted model, not a curated record. The transcript has 2 exons. NCBI's taxonomy places the organism in Eukaryota, Fungi, Ascomycota, Eurotiomycetes, Eurotiales, Aspergillaceae. Bases 96 to 380 code for a protein of 94 amino acids.
CCAUUCAUUUCACCCAUCCAUCUCAAAGCCGACUCUGAAAAGAUGUAAAAUGCUUGGGGAGGCUUGGCUGACUAACCGAAUUGGCCGUCCCCUCCAUGGCCCAUGGAUACUCAGACUCUCAGACUCUCUCAGCUGUAGUCUGGUCUAGUGUCUGUAGAUCACCACCAAACUAUCCGAAAUCGAGAUUGAUUGGGCCACCAGGCUGGAAAUUGCAGAUCCACCAGCGUCACUGGGCAUGGUCCAUCCCAGCUCGCAUUUGCUGUUCUAAGAUUGCUGCAUUCUCUUGUGUCCUUCUCGCAGCUAUGAGUACGAGUUUCUUCCUGAGCUUCAGGACUCAAGAAUGGACAAAUGCCUUGGGGUCGAUUCGUAACAACCACUGAUCCAAGUCAGAUACGUCAGAUACUGUACCUGAGUGCAGAGUAAUCUAGCCAUGUCACCCAGCUGACUUGA